GGUGAUGUAAGCCAAUACGCUUACUGUUAAACUGAAGUGGAUUCCUAUAACAGUGCCAAUCAUUGUGUUUUUUAUGCGGCAUGAAAUGAACAUCCCAUAUUACGAAGAAUUUGGUGUUUUAUUGGAUGUUAAGUCAGUAAAACGGCAGUGAUGCGCCAUCAGUCAGUUCCCCAGUUGGGUUUUCUUCACAUUGUUGCCUGUCGAUAACACAAAUGCACUUUCACCUUGAUCUUGCACCGGCUUGGACUGGAAACCUUUCAUACAUUCUCACUGCUGUCACGCUGGACGCCCUCGUCAUACAGAAGUAGGUCACGCAUGUCAAACUUGAAGCAAGGACGAAAUGUACAUGCAAUGGACACCACAUAAUCAGGUGACUAACUGAAUGUCCUGCGGCGGUGACUGCAGCAGCUUCAUGUGCGGUGAUGGGCGACGACAUAGCCCAGGCUUCAAGGAGGCGCAAACUACACUCGAGAAACCUAACUUCACUUGUUUGUAGACCAAGGAAAUGGAGACAAAACUCCCAUAUCUUCUGCUGAUGUUACUAAUGAGACACUCGUGGUCUCUGGAAACUAUGGUCUUGAUGCAAGUGCAUGAAGAUGACUUCAGAGUACAAGAUCACUGGGAAGCAGUGCUGCACUGCGCCGUUACUCAUCACGUCAGACAGGAAACAUGUUCCAAAAUAUGGUGGUCGCACGAGUCUGACCGCCACCUCACCCCGCCACACGAUGACCCAACCUACAGAGUGACCUCGGAACUAAACAACAAUAAAUCACAUCUCAAGAUUUUGUCUUUUAGUGACACGGUCAAAGGAAUUUACACAUGCAAAGCUAAAUGUGGGAACAGCACAUAUGGCAUCCGCUGCCUGAUUGAAGGAGUCCCACACAAAAAUCGCAGUUCUUUGUGUUCCGAAAAGAAAUUCAGCGCAAAUAACAUCGCUGCUUCAACGGCUGACUCGGACGAGGAGAGUCACACUGGAGUGUAUUUCGUCACAGCUAUCGGGGCCAUAGUCUCCUGUGCCGUGGUCAUCACGGGGCUACUACGGUGGCUUCACAAGCGUCACCAGACCCAGAAACACUACCGACAGAUUGUUCAGAACAUGUCUCGACUACCCAGCCAGGCUGCGUCCACGCCAGGCCAUGAAAGACGUGACUUCCCGGUUCGGAACGUCGUUCUGCCCCCAAUGCCCCAAUCAAUAUUUGGACACAUGCCCAGUCAGGUUUUAUACCAGCACUUGUCGGAUGGGUCACAGAUUGUAUUCAUACCUGCAUCAAAACUUCCGAGUUAUGAAGAAUCACUUUCACUUCAGACAGGACCAUCACCAAGCCCUGGAGGUGUUGCCUCAGUAUUCGAAACCUCCACAUCACGUGUUCAUCCUAAGUGCGAGUCAAGUGAAACAUCUAGAGGGAGGAUGUCUGGAAGUGAGGCUUCAGCUGCAAGUCUGCCUCCUAGCUAUACGAGUACAUUUGAGGGUCUGAGAGAUCAAGAGACAAACAGUGACCUCGAUAUAUCUUCGGAUCAGGAUGAAGAGAAUCAGGAACCAGAUCAGCCAACAUCAGCACCUAUUGGAGUGCACAUGACCCAUUCGCCACUAUUACAACCCCUGCACAUGAGGACUUGAAUCCCCAAACGAAUGGCUUGCCGCAAAGGCAAGACUCUCACCAUCACUGGAUUAUUUGCACAUUAAUUAAAGUUUGAACAAUAUCUUUAAAGAAAAAUAAAGGCAGAGGUUGACUAAAGUAUAUGUGCAACUGAAUUUACGUUUGUAUUUACCGGAGUUGUCUAUACAUGACAUGACGAAAUAUAUACUAGUAGGUUAUAUGUCGGUGUAUGCAAUAAUCUGGAUUUAUAUGUUUAUCAUAGUAA
This is a messenger RNA of Haliotis rubra (blacklip abalone), 1863 nucleotides long. RefSeq lists its product as uncharacterized. Bases 506 to 1618 code for a protein of 370 amino acids. The record is from RefSeq and is a predicted model, not a curated record. The transcript has 4 exons. Lineage: Eukaryota; Metazoa; Mollusca; Gastropoda; Lepetellida; Haliotidae.